Messenger RNA from Micropterus dolomieu (smallmouth bass), 3414 nucleotides. It is a transcript of the gene puraa, whose product is annotated as purine-rich element binding protein Aa. The record is from RefSeq and is a predicted model, not a curated record. Gene Ontology annotation, biological process: regulation of transcription by RNA polymerase II. Gene Ontology annotation, molecular function: DNA-binding transcription factor activity, RNA polymerase II-specific; purine-rich negative regulatory element binding; RNA polymerase II transcription regulatory region sequence-specific DNA binding. Bases 52 to 909 code for a protein of 285 amino acids. Gene Ontology annotation, cellular component: nucleus. The transcript has a single exon. Lineage: Eukaryota; Metazoa; Chordata; Actinopteri; Centrarchiformes; Centrarchidae.
GCUGGCGGUGGCUUUGCAGCAGACAGAGGGAGAAGGCAGGCAGGCAGCAUCAUGGCGGACAGAGACAGUGGAAGCGAGCAGGGAGGAGCAGCAACGGGCCCAGGCUUCGGUCCCAUGCACCUAGCGACAGGAGGGGCGGGCUCGGCUUCCGGACUCCAGCAUGAGACGCAAGAGCUGGCGUCGAAGCGGGUUGACAUCCAAAACAAACGCUUCUAUUUGGACGUUAAGCAAAACGCGAAAGGCCGCUUCUUAAAGAUAGCAGAAGUCGGGGCCGGUGGAAACAAGAGCCGCCUCACUCUCUCCAUGUCCGUGGCGGUCGAGUUCCGUGACUACCUGGGGGACUUCAUCGAACAUUAUGCCCAGCUGGGUCCGAGCAAUCCGGGACUGGUACAAGACGAGCCCAGGCGAGCACUCAAAAGCGAGUUCUUGGUCCGAGAAAAUCGGAAAUACUAUAUGGAUCUGAAAGAGAACCAGAGGGGACGGUUUCUGAGGAUUCGACAGACCGUUAACCGGGGGCCCGGUUUGGGAUCCACGCAAGGCCAGACGAUUGCUCUGCCUGCCCAGGGACUUAUUGAGUUUCGUGACGCUUUGGCUAAACUUAUUGACGAUUACGGUGUAGAGGACGAACCUGCAGAGUUGCCCGAAGGGUCAUCAUUGACUGUGGACAACAAACGGUUUUUCUUCGACGUCGGAUCCAAUAAGUAUGGUGUGUUCAUGAGGGUAAGCGAGGUGAAGCCUACGUACCGCAAUUCAAUUACGGUGCCCUACAAAGUGUGGUCCAAAUUUGGGAAUACUUUCAGUAAAUAUGCCGAGGAGAUGAAGAAGAUCCAGGAGAAACAGCGGGAGAAAAGGGCAUGCGAGCUGCAGCAACAAGAGGAGAUGCAGGCAGACGAUGGAGACGAGGAUUGAUAUAGAGAGCAAAAAAGAUGCAAGAGUAAUGAAAAUAACAACAGAAAUAUAAUUAAAAACUCUACUGUAUAAAGAAAGAAAUCUAAAGAUUUAACUGUAAUGGUUUAACUCCAAGGGAGCAUCACCCACAAUAUAAGAAACCUCCACAACCUGACAGUUAUGACAUGUUGUCACUCAUCGCUGGAUGUUACCCCACUUAUCCACCAUUAAUACAGUAACAGGCUGCUAAACAAAGUAAUAACAUUAUAUUUGAACAUUGUUUCCUACUUGACAAACAAUAUUGAACUGAGUGUUUAUUUCCCUUAUUAACAGAAAACUUUUGUACCAGUUAAAGCUAUUGUAAAAAAAGAAAAAAAAAAGUGUUUGCAAUGUUCAAAUGGAAUUAUUGCCGAGUUCCGAGGAAAAAGCCUUUCCUUUUCAUGUGACCUAAUGACUUCAGCACAAAUCCGAUAUUUUAAUUUUUAAACCAAAAUUCAAAAACUUUGUAAAAGGUUGUCACAUGUACUUGCCAUCCUAUUUACCUUUACCUGUGAGUAGAGAUGUGUUUACACAUAAAUCAUUAUGAGGGCUAGGCCUGCUUCGGAAACUGGUUAGAUGUCAUGCAGUAUAAAAGGAACAUAUAGGCAUUUUCAUGAAAUGAAAUAAGUGCUCUAUUUGUUGUGCAAUAUGCAUUGCAUAAAAAUCAAAUAUAUUGAAAUGGCCAAUGGAUCUUGACAUGAUGACAUUUGCCAGAGGCAUUCAAAGAAAUAUUAAUAUUGUAAUUUUGUUUCAUUUGAAAUUGUUGCCAUGCAGAUGGAUAUAUUAUAGACUACCUUUGUGUCUCGUUGUUAAUGCAAUGUGUUCAUUUUAAAGGUACUAAAUGUGUAUUUGAUAGAGGAAAUGCAGUGAUAACAUGUAGCAAAUGGCCUGAAUUGCAGAUUACUAAACAAGACAACCACCCUACACAUACAGUGCUGAUUGGCUUAGUGGUCUGAAAAAAGAGGCGAAAUUCAGCAAAGCAUUAUUGGUUAUUACAUCGGAAACAUUUUGUGAUCUUGUUCAGUCAUAACAGUCCAAAUGGUGCCAAGGAGUGCUGUUGCUGCAUGUUAAUCUGCACUAAAAUAGAUUUCGUUGGUCUCCCAAAAUAUUGGCUCAAGGACCCUUCCAUAUGUAUCUUUAUCUGCCUAUAGUGUACGAAUCUCAAGUUUGAGUACCGAGCGAUUUCCAUCCAAAAGCUUGGUGUAGUUGUAGUGGAAGUUGUUUCAAAGCGUGAUUGUAAAAGGAGCGACCUUGUGAACUGUAAUCAAAAUAUCACCAUCACACUAUGAGGAGGGCUACUGAGGAGCACGCCUGGAUAAACCAUGGUGAAGAGGGUCCAGUUCACCUGUUGGUGAACCUCCAGUAGUGUGUCACUGGAUGUGCCCAUCCCUACAAGUUUAAGAUCUGAAGGUGUGAAGUUCAGUGGGGCUACUUUGAAUACAUACCCUUAGCUCCACUUUUAGAUUUGUAAGCCCAAAUAUCUACCCGGGGGUGAUGAGAUUCUGUUUUGGUCUAAUUGUAAAUAUUUGGGCUGCCACACGGAAAACAACUGGUUCUAAUCCAGUUCAGUCGCAUCUCAUAGAUGUGUGAUAGCAGUUUUAUAAACUCUGUCAGUAAACUCCAGAGAAACUGGCAACAAUCAGAUAAUGUCAGAUUUACCUCAGCAUUGAAUUAAAUGAUUGCUCCCAUGUUUAGAUUGACUGGAAACCAGCAAACUAGACUGUCCUUGACCACCUAUUUUUGGAGCCUCUGGUAUAGCCUAAACAAUACCUGAUUGGGAGCAUCCUCUUCAGCAUAUAAACAACCUGGUGCCUUACACACUCCGCAUGCUUACACGCUGGCCUGGUGCUUUGGAUCGCAGUUUGGCUUCUCUAUGUUAUUGUUUCCUCUUUCUUUCUUCAAUUUUUGUGUCUCAGCCCCCUUGUGUGCUAGUGCACGACUCGUGGUGCUAAAAGGGUUUGUUGCAAACUCUUAAAAAGAAAAAAUUUGGAGCAGAAUUCGUAACUUUUUUCUGCUACCUUCCUUCUUCCCUAACUUCAUUGCCAUCCCCGUUCCCCAGCCAUCCAGGUAUCGGCCUACAUGUAAACAUGGAAGGGGGUGGUCACCUAGAUGCAAGAUGAUGCAGAAGAGUUGGCUCUUCACUAGCCAAGCGCAUAAGCAGGGAGAGCAGGGGCUGAUUGGGAAUAUCGGUAGUAGCGUGGAAUGAUAUAAAUUAUUGGCAAGCCCCCUUUCAAAUGCUCGUUCUUUGGCUUGGGUAGUUAUGUGUAAGUCGCUCAAUUAAUGGGGAGCAGCAAGCAUGUCUUGUUUUGUUUUACGUAGUUUUACCUUUUCAGCGUUAUUCCACAUUAUUUGUAAUUUUGGAAUGUUUUCGCCCACAAAAAAUAUAUCUAUUUUUUCUGUGCAACAUUUCAUCACUGUGUGCAAUAUCGUAUGUGCCAAUGGUGGCAAUAUAUGUAUAUCAAUUAAAUAUAUGAUUACUAUUUGAAA